Molecule: messenger RNA, 2783 nt
Organism: Mugil cephalus (flathead mullet)
Lineage: Eukaryota; Metazoa; Chordata; Actinopteri; Mugiliformes; Mugilidae
Exons: 3
Coding region: 82-1671 (529 amino acids)
Molecular function (GO): GTP binding
Source: RefSeq, a predicted model, not a curated record
GUUCUUUUUGGCUCAGCAUCACAGAGCUUCCUGACACCAGUCAACUUCAGAUCUCCAUCACUUCAUCACUUCAUCAUCACCAUGUCAUCACAGAACACAAACAUCUCAUCAAAGUAUCAGGACAUCAUCUCCAGAAGUAUUCUGAUCUCCUCAGGAUCUCCUUCUGUCUACCAGCUGAAACCAAAGAAAGAGAAGAUUGGAUCUCUGACUAGAAUGACUGUUGGAGAAAGAAACAUGAACAAGACCAAUAGAACCAUCUUACUGGUUGGAGAAUCAGGAUCAGGAAAAUCAGUUCUGAUCAACUCUCUGGUCAACUACACCAUGGGAGUGAAGUUUGAGGAUGAAGUCUGGUUUCAGAUCAUAGAGGAGGAGAAAAGAAAACAAACAGAAAGUCAGACAUCAGAUGUGAUCGUGUACCAGAUCUUUGGUUUUGAAGGUGAAACUCUGCCCUACUCUCUGACCAUCAUCGAUACUCCUGGUUAUGGAGACACCAGAGGGACUAAUCUAGAUGUAAUUGUCAGUCAAAGAUUAUUUGACUUGUUUAGAUCAGAGGAUGGAGUUCAUGAAGUUGAUGCAGUGGGUCUGGUGAUGAAGGCCACUGAGAAUCGAUUGAAUGAUCGACUGAUGUACGUCUUCAAUUCAGUGACGUCUCUGUUUGGAAAAGACCUGGAGAAAAACAUCGUAGCUCUCAUGACACACUCAGAUGGAAGAAAACCUAAAAAUGCUCUUGAAGCUCUUGAAGAUGCAAAAAUUAAAUGUGCCAAAAAUGAGAAGAAUCAACCUGUUUACUUCCUGUUUAAUAACUGUCAGCAUGAAGACAGAACAGAGGACGAAGAAUACCUGGAAAGUGCUACUAAAAUAUCAGUGAGAGGAAUGAGAGCGUUCACAGCUUUUCUGGAGAAAACUGCUCCUCAGAAACUGGAAAAAACUGUGGAUGUUCUGAAUGAACGUAUCAGACUGACAGCCUGCAUCAAAAACCUGGGAGAGAGAAUCAACCUGACUGAACUGAAAUACAUUGGGAUGAAACAAAUUCAAGAAGGGGUGAAGAAGAAUGAAAAGUUCCCUUUAAAAGUUGAUGAGAUCUACAAAGAAAAAGAAGCUAUUGAUGGUGGGAGAAGGAAGUUUUUGUUUUUGACUAGAGCUGUCUGCUGUACUGUCUGUCAGGAGAACUGUCAUUAUCCUGGUUGCACAAUGGCCUGGAAACCUGAACACUGUGAGGUCAUGAAGAAAGGUUACUGUACUGUUUGUACCAAUAAGUGUCCUGUAUCAGCUCAUGUGAAAGAUAAGUGGAAAUAUGUGACCAAGACGAGGAAAGUUCAGAAAACUUCAGCAGAAAUGAUACAGAUGUAUGGGAAGAAUAUGUCAGAAAGCAUGAAGAAGUUGAGCUUUGAGGAAAAUCUUGAGAAAGAAAUGAACAAACUGAGAUCAGAGAAGUCCCAGCUCCUCGAUGAGGCGUACCAACAUGUUGUCAAACUGGAGCAGAUCGCCCUGAAUGUUGAUUCAGUGUCCACUCAUGUCCACUUGGACGUCCUGAUUGAGAAGAUGAAGGAGAGAGGAGACAGUGAGAAGGUCCAGAAACUGGAGGAGAUGAGAAACCGAGUGGAUGAAGGAACCAGGGCAGCACUGCAGUAUGCAAUGACUGAUCAAACAGGAACAAAAUGCAAAAAUUAAAUCAUGGUUAUACAACAAAUACUUCCGACCAAGCAGUCUGAUUGGUCAAUAAGACAUUUAGACAUGUGCUCAAAUCCGCAUUACAGCACAGUUGACUCAUCACUAAAAAUGUUGCUCCGCAAAGUCUGUGGCAACAUUGUUUCCAUCUCCAUGGCAACACUGUAACUGCUAGAGCUGGAGCAGGAAACGGCUGAAAAAUACACUACAAAAUCGUUUGUUGUUAAUUUCAGUUUAUUUGGUCUCAGUUUUGAUGAAUGGUUGGAGGACGAUGAGAAUAACCAAAAAACAAAAAGAAAGAUUUGUGCCUAUUUCGGAUGAAAAACUGAAUCAACUGGAAUCGUCCAGGAAUGAACGGACCUCGGCCAGAUUAACGUCUUGGGCAGUCAGAUAUUUCCAGGACUAUCUGAAAAUCACCAAGCAGGAUGUAGCAACAUGAAUAUAUAUUUAAUCGUAAGCUUUAUUUUGUUGGUAAUUGCAAUAUUACUUAAAUUAACAUCUUUUAUCUGUCACCACUCUUUAAACAUGAAUCAGUUGUUUGAUUGUGAGUGUGUUCAGUGUAAUAUCCAGUUGAUAUUUUCAAUCAGAAACAUGGUGGAGGAAGUAUUCAGAUCAUUGACUUCAGUCAAAGUACCAACACCAACAUAUUAGUAGUGUUAUCAGUGGUCAGUAAAAUGUAGUUCAUGUAUAAGCAGUAAAAGUAUUCCAUGAGGAAAAUGUUGUAUCAGUGUGAUAUGAUUGGGUCUCCUAUUCCUGGCUUGUUGUUGUCAUUCUAAUCAGUUUGUACAGAGGAUAUUACUCACACUGAACUCAGACACAGUGGAGAAAUCUUCUGCUGAGCUGGAGCUCCAUCCAACUAUCACACUUGAGUGUUUUUGAAGAGAACAGUCCUGAAAUCUAAUGUUCUUUGAUUUGAUUCAUACCUUGGAUUCUUCAUGUGUUCAUGCUGGAAUGACUAGUUGGAAUAUUUCACAUAACUCAGUGGAAACAUUUGGAUCAUUUUAUGUUGUUGUGAUUUUUUUUUUUAAUUCACUAUAUUCUGUUCUUCUCAUUCAAUUGUCUCCUGGUUGAAGCAGUUUUCUGUGAAUCUUUAAUAAAAUAUCUGCUUCAUCAAA